Messenger RNA from Equus quagga, 1956 nucleotides. RefSeq names its product matrix metallopeptidase 12 (gene MMP12). Gene Ontology annotation, cellular component: extracellular matrix. NCBI's taxonomy places the organism in Eukaryota, Metazoa, Chordata, Mammalia, Perissodactyla, Equidae. Gene Ontology annotation, biological process: extracellular matrix organization; collagen catabolic process; proteolysis. Gene Ontology annotation, molecular function: metalloendopeptidase activity; zinc ion binding. The transcript is spliced from 10 exons. The coding region runs from base 31 to 1443 and encodes 470 amino acids. The record is from RefSeq and is a predicted model, not a curated record.
UUGGGUUAAAGCUUUCAGGAGAAGUUUAGAAUGAAGUUUCUUCUGCUGAUACUGGCAUUGCAGGUGGCUGUCUCUGGAGCUGUUCCCCUGACUAACGGCACAAGCCCAGGUGAAAGUGAUGUGGCAUUUGCUCGAAGGUACUUGGCAGACUUUUAUGACCUCAAGAUGGAGACAAUUCCAAUGGCAAAAAUGAGAGUCAAUAGGAACUUCAUGGAGAAUAAAAUCCAGGAAAUGCAGCAGUUCUUAGGGCUAAAAGUGACCGGGCAACUGGACACAGCCACUCUGGACAUGAUGCACAGACCUCGAUGCGGAGUGCCUGAUGUCUAUGAUUUCAGGGUAAUGCAAGGGAGGCCAGUAUGGAAGAAACAUUUUAUCACCUACAGAAUCAAGAAUUACACUCCAGACAUGAAGCCUGAGGACGUUGACUAUGCCAUACAGAAAGCUUUUCAAGUGUGGAGUGAUGUGACACCACUGAAGUUCAGAAAGAUUAACACAGGCGAGGCUGACAUUAUGAUACAAUUUGCACAUGGAGCUCAUGGAGACUACAGUCCUUUUGAUGGCAGAAAUGGAAUUCUAGCCCAUGCUUUUGGACCUGGACCUGGUAUUGGAGGAGACACACAUUUUGAUGAGGCUGAAAUCUGGACUAAAAGCUAUAAAGGCACAAACUUGUUCCUAGUUGCUGUUCAUGAGCUUGGCCAUUCCUUGGGUCUUGGCCAUUCCCAUGAUCCAAAGGCCAUAAUGUUCCCCACCUACAGUUAUAUUGACCUCAGCACAUUUCGCCUCUCUGCUGAUGAUAUACGUGGCAUUCAGUCUCUCUAUGGAGCCCCAGAAAAGCCUCGACCCUCAUCAAAACCUGACAGUACAGACCCAACUGUCUGUGACCCCAAUAUGAGUUUUGAUGCUGUCACUACAGUGGGAGAUAAAAUCUUCUUCUUUAAAGACAGGUUCUUCUGGAGGAAGCUUCCUAAGAGUCCAGAGAUCAUUGUUGGUUUAAUUUCUUCUUUAUGGCCAACCUUACCAUCUGGCAUUCAAGCUGCUUAUGAAAUUGGAGCCAGAAAUCAUGUUUUUCUUUUUAAAGAUGAUAAGUACUGGUUAAUCAGCAAUUUAAGACAACAGCCAAACUAUCCCAGGAGCAUACAUUCUUUGGGCUUCCCCUCCCACGUGAAAAAAAUUGAUGCAGCUGUUUUUAACCCACAUCUCUAUAAGACCUACUUCUUUGUGGAUAACCAAUAUUGGAGGUAUAAUGAGAGGAGACAACUCAUGGACCCCGGUUAUCCCAAACAAACUACCACAUACUUCCCAGGAAUUGGGCCUAAAAUUGAUGGAGUCUUCUAUUAUAACAGAUACUACUAUUUCCUCCAAGGAUCUAACAUACUUGAAUAUGAUGUCCUAUCUCACCGCGUCACCAAAAUCAUGAAAAGCAAUACUGAGCUUGGUUGUUAGGAAUAUUAUAAUUAAUGGUGUUUGUCAAUUCUCUUCAGUAUAACAAGUAUUUAUCACACACUUGCUAUGUGAUCAGUGUACCAUUCAUGGUGUAUGUAUCAUAAAAUAAGGUAAAAUCUAUAGGCCAUGGAUCAAUGAUUAUACAGUUAAGUGAGUCUAGAAAAUACAUAGGAUUUUUUAAUUCUGAAAACCCUCAUUGUCAAUUUUUACUUGACUCUACCAUUAAGUUUGGAAAUAGAUGCCUUUAGAGGCCAAGAAAAUGUUUUGGUUCCUAAAAUCUUGAACUGAGAAAUUAUAAUUAUUUCUCUGGCUUAGAGAAAAUUAAGAAAUUAUUGUUUUUUAGGACUGUUAAGUGUUUUAGCAAGAAUAUCAUUUUAAUUCUUUUGGAAUGAAAAUAGACUAUACCUUGAACUUUAAAAAUGACAAUUACUAUAAGUAAUACAUAAGUAAAUUGUAUAUUUAUGGCGGUGAUAGUAUAAUUUUAUUCUGCUGUCGGUGUUGACUUUUCUAAUA